This is a messenger RNA of Aspergillus piperis CBS 112811, 926 nucleotides long. RefSeq lists its product as uncharacterized. Lineage: Eukaryota; Fungi; Ascomycota; Eurotiomycetes; Eurotiales; Aspergillaceae. The coding region runs from base 348 to 698 and encodes 116 amino acids. The record is from RefSeq and is a predicted model, not a curated record. The transcript has 2 exons.
GACUCCAGUGCUGCCUACUCCCCCAAUGUAGCAGCUAUUUUAGCCUCCAUGCUAUCUACUUUUACCUACAAGUGUCCUAUCCUUCCACCUUUUCCUAGCUCGAGAUCUGGAAAGGAUUAAAUGACGGAAUCAGACCCGGUUACAUGGUCCUACUACCCACCAAGGUCCGAUUCGCUCAUCAGGCCUCACAAAAUCCCCCAACUGGUUGGGCCUCGUGCUGGUGGCAAUCCUUGGGUCUAAAUGCGAGGAGAAACCCAUGGUUGAAGGUUCACGAUGACCCUUUGCUGGCGGAAAGAAGGCCAACAGUUGCCCCACGGUGACAUCAUUCCCUAUCUCUUCGGUUGGACAUGAAAUUAUCUCGCUCGCUCGCACUCUCUUUCCCCCCCAUCCCUCCCUUUCGCUCUUCGUCCUUAGUGCUGGACCUACUUGUGUGGUGGGUUUCUUGGGGGUUCUUCAUUGUUGAUUUCAAUAACAGUGGUGGUCAUUGGAUCAUGUUCCCUUGUUUCCACUUUUCCUGCUCUUGUGAUUGUCCUUCAAUGGCCGCCCAAGUAACUCUCACGCUCAAAGAGAGACUAGGGAGAGAGACACCUAACUUACUCCCCUGGUCUUAUUGGACACUUGAUCUGGCUGACACAGAGGCAUCUCGGGACACAAGGAACAGGUUUCCGCGGCUGAAUUCAUCCCAAAGUCUACCGUGAAGGGCAAUAGCCAAGAUGACACAAAAUACGGAAGCAAUCUUGACUCUUGAGAGACACAAAUGCGGUGUUGCUAUAGGGCCAGGUUUCAUGGACAAGAUGGCCAAGGCAGGGUUUGACUUCUUGCCGAGCUACCGCUAUUGGCUCAGCCUUGGAGAUGGCCGAAAACGCACCUCGGAUACUUUUGGGGGGAGGGGGGGCUGGGCUGGUUAUGAUGUUGAUCUCGGUUAA